Spirodela intermedia is the source of this 3660-nucleotide messenger RNA. Lineage: Eukaryota; Viridiplantae; Streptophyta; Magnoliopsida; Alismatales; Araceae. The record is from the annotation of a GenBank genome assembly.
AUGGCUGCUUGCCUCGGUGAGAGCAAUCUUCCGCGGUUCUCCUUUUUUUGGUCCCGUUCUUCUCCUUGUCUGACGGCGUGAAUUGCUUACGCUUGUCUCCCCCUGAUUUUCCCUUUUCUUUUGAUCUGAGUGUGCUCUGCUUCUAUGUCCGUGUUCCCGGACAGGAACUAUGGAGGUAGCGGAGAGGGAGGUACAGAAGAACUACUGGUCUGAGCACUCCAAGGAGCUCACCUUGGAGGCCAUGAUGCUCGACUCGCGUGCCACAGACCUCGACAAGGAGGAGCGGCCCGAGGUUUCAUCGACCCUGAUCUGCAAAGCAAAGUUUCUUUUCUUUUUCUGGAUGCAUUGAUAAUCACACUCACUAAUCUGUCCUCAUCCGAGGAUUAGUUUUGCAAUCUGCCUUCUUGCCCUCCUUCUGUUUGAUUUAUAGACCGACUCUGUAUAAGAAUUACUCAGUGCUUUACGAUUAUGUUCCCCAUCUUGGAGUGAACUUCGUUAUAUCCCGUGUCUAAGCGUACGUUUUUCCUCUGUUCCAGAAAUGAUCUCCGUUGUUCCUCUGUUCCUCUAUUUUCGAUUUCUCUUCCUUUCCUUUCUCCCGAACUUGGGAGACCGCCUGAACUUUCUCUUCGUCAUCCAAUUUGUCCCACACGUCGCUCAUUUUCUCAUCGAUGAGAGUUCUUUUUUCUUUUUUUUCUUUUUUGGAUCAGGUUCUUUCUCUGCUUCCGCCCUACAAGGAGAAAACUGUCUUGGAGCUGGGAGCAGGCAUUGGCCGGUUCACAGGCGAGUUAGCCAAGGAGGCUGGCCAUCUCUUGGCAGUGGAUUUUAUUGAAAGCGUGAUUAAGAAGGUAUUUAUUGACCUAUACGUGUGUGAGCCUCCGGAUCCUCGUAGUUAAUAUGUCAUAUAAUAUAAUUAGGAUAUUUACAGGAUUAUCUGAUGAUAAUCGGGUACUUUGUGUGCAUUGUGUUCUUGCAGAAUGAGACUACUAAUGGACAUUAUGAGAAUGUUAGCUUCAUGUGUGCCGAUGUCACGUCCUCGGACCUCAAGAUUGAGGAAGAAUCAGUGGACUUAAUAUUCUCAAACUGGCUGCUGAUGUACUUGUCUGAUAAAGAGGUGAUCCGAUGCCUUCAGGCUGGCGUUUUUGCCUCAAAUACGUAUCAUGAUGUCUGUAUUAGAGAACUCAUUAACAUUCCUUGUGAUCUUAAUAUCACUUAGUUGGAGAAUAUAUAAACAAGAGUACCGUUUUAUUUGCUUCGAAUGAAGAGCACGGGGUUGAACUUCCUAAUCAGGCUUUCUGAAAGCAUAUGCUAUUUUCUGUAUAGAUUUGCUCGUAUCUUCAGGCCCAAUGUGGAUAUGCCUAAAACAAAAAUUGGAAAAGUUUAUGAUAUCUUACUUGUCAUCUAGUUGCUUUAUAUUUCAGUAGAAUUAUUCCUUCCAUAGUAGCUCGUGGAAUAUAUAUGGAAAAAAUGGAAUAUACGCUGUCAUAUUUUAAAACAUUUCGUUAUUGUAACUUAUUUAGAGCAUAGUAUUUAAAAUAGACUCUCAAGCUAGUGACUUAAGACAGUCCUGUUUUAGACUUGGAAUUCGUUAUGAAACUGUGCCUUUCACAAGUCAAAUCUUUUUCUCAGUUCAGUCCUUACUUUCUCUAAUUUUCUUUGGGUGAUAAAUCUGAAUGUCUGACUCGUUUCCCUUUUUUAAAUUAUCUGCUCCAGGUGAAGGAAGUGGCAGAAAAGAUGGUCAAAUGGUUGAAGGUCGGAGGGUUCAUCUUCUUCAGGGAAUCCUGCUUCCACCAAUCUGGGGAUUCAAAGAGAAAUGCCAAUCCCACACACUACCGAGAGCCCAGAUUCUACACCAAGGUGAUGUGAUCAUCUCCAUGUUUGUCAAGGAUCAUCUGCUUUGGCAUCAAUGCAUUCUUCGUCAUAUAUCUUGAGAAUUUUCUUAUUUAUUAAAAAAAUAUUCUUCGUCUCAGCUACAGGUAGACAUUGAAUUUUUCACCAUAGUGUCCUGUAAAAAAACUGUGUUAAUUUAUAUCAUAGGACUGCUUAUUUUUCUCCGCUCUUCUUGCUACUGACUUGGGUUUGAUGCAGGUUUUCAAGGAAUGCCAUGUCGACGAUGGCCAAGGAAAUUCCUUCGAGCUGUCACAAAUCACCUGCAAGUGUAUUGGAGCAUACGUGAGGAAUAAGAAGAAUCAAAACCAGGUUUGAUUUCCUUCAUCUCCUCCGUUGGUUUUGUUCCCAUCCCCCAUCCGCGGACCAGAAACAGUUGUGGGGUGAUCGAGUUCAUCUGGGCGCGGUUGCAAAAAUUGCAGAUCUGCUGGUUGUGGCAGAAGACCAGUUCGACUGCGGACAGGGGGUUCCAACGCUUCUUGGACAACGUCCAGUACAAGAGCAGCGGCAUAUUACGCUAUGAGCGCAUCUUCGGUGAAGGUUUCGUCAGCACUGGAGGCGUAGGCAUGCACACUGAUAACUCCCUCACUUGCUCAGACAAAGAUAUAUCCCCUGAACAUAUCAUCCCCCACCCCACACUUGUUUCUCUUCGAUUCACCGCUCACUCUCUCUCUCUCUCUCUCUCGCUCUCUCUGUCUCUCUGUCCCUUCUCAGAAACCACGAAAGAGUUUGUGGGGCUGCUCGACCUCAAGGCCGGGCAGAAGGUACUGGAUGUGGGAUGCGGCAUUGGAGGAGGCGACUUCUACAUGGCCGAAAACUUCGACGUGGAUGUGGUGGGCAUAGACCUCUCCAUCAACAUGAUCUCCUUCGCCCUUGAACGGGCGAUCGGGCGCAAGUGCUCCGUCGAAUUUGAGGUCGCCGACUGCACCAUCAAGACCUACCCAGAUGGUUCGUUCGACGUGAUAUACAGCCGGGACACCAUCCUCCACAUCCAGGUUGCUCCUCCCGUCAGUCAAAUUCGUAUCUUUCUCCUCCGGCAAUGACGCCCUCGGCCUGAAUUUUGCGUCUGCUCUGUGUUGGUGCCUCCCAGGACAAGCCGGCGCUGUUUCGGAGCUUCUUCCGAUGGCUGAAGCCGGGCGGGAGGGUCCUCAUCAGCGACUACUGCAAGAGCCCCGACCCAGCAUCGAGCGAGUUCGCAGAGUACAUCCAGCAGAGAGGGUACGACCUCCACGACGUGGAGGCCUACGGCCAGGUUAGCUCAAAAGUCAGCGCGGUCUUAUAAUAGAGAACUAGAACUCUCUCUCUCUCUCUCUCUCUCCAUGGGGAAAGAUGAAUACAACGAACCCCUCCGCAGAUGCUCAGGGACGCCGGCUUCGUGGAGGUCGUCGCCGAAGAUCGGACCGAUCAGGUUCCUUCCAACGCUGAAUCCCCCCCCCCCCCCUCUCCCGUUGACUUCCUGACAUCCUUGGUUUCGGUCGUUGACUGUGAUGUGGUGAUGUCCUUGUCCAGUUCCUCGAGGUGCUCCAGAGGGAGCUCGACGCCACCGAGGCGGACCAGGAGGCCUUCCUCAGAGAUUUCUCCCAGGUACGACCGUCGGAGGAGACUGAUUACUGCUUCAUUAACCGCAUGAUGUUUGUUUUACGGCCAUCGCCGACGAGCUCCUUCCCCGUGUCGCAGGAGGACUACGACGACAUCGUCAACGGGUGGAGGGCGAAGUUGAAGAGGAGCUCCUCCGGGGAGCAGAGGUGGGGCCUCUUCGUCGCCCGCAAGCCCUGA